AUGGCCGAUUCCGAAGAACAUUCCCCCGAGGCGGUACGGCAACCGGAAACACAUGCUGAGCCGGAUAUCACGACUGCCGAUGAAAUAGCAGUGGAAGAAGAGUCCCAUCUACCACGAGAGGAUACAGUCGAAGACGAAGCUGAACAGUCCGAGGGGGAACAGCAGCCUGACCCGGAAGACAGGGACGAGGUGGAUGACAAUGCCACCGAGACAGAUACCCGCGAGGGCGCUGAUGUUGAUGGUGGAGAUGACAAUGCCACGCUAAAGGGCUCAGAUCAGGCUCCUUCGGUCGUUAUAGAACAAUCGAGGUCGCGGUCUGACUCCCGGUCAACUGUUGCAACGCAGUCUGGCCAGCAUCGUUCCACCCCUCUCAGCUCAGCUGUGUUCGUGGUCACGGCUCUAGACGCAAUUGCUGCUUCGAAGGAAGCCCGGAAGAGCAAGGAGCUGGAUGACGCAGUCAAACAGGCCCAGGCCAACAUCAAGCAGUCCGAUCAGUACCCGAUCGACCCCGAAUCGAUUUUCCUACCCUUGCAAUUGGCGAGCAAGACCGACAGCAUCCCGCUACAAGUCACCGCCCUGGACUGUAUUGGAAAGCUGAUAACCUAUUCUUACUUUGCCUUUCCCUCCGUUCCGGACGGAAGCGAGUCCGCUGACCAACCUCCGCUGAUAGAACGCGCAAUCGAGACAAUAUGUGACUGCUUCGAGAAUGAACAUACCGCUAUAGAGAUCCAGCAACAGAUUAUUAAAUCUCUCUUGGCAGCUGUACUUAAUGAUAAAAUUGUUGUUCAUGGUGCUGGCUUGCUGAAGGCCGUUCGACAGAUUUACAAUAUCUUCAUCUACUCCAAGUCUGCCCAGAACCAGCAGAUAGCACAGGGCUCAUUAACCCAGAUGAUUGGCACUGUCUACGACCGUGUACGCACGAGACUCGAUCUCAAGGAGGUCCGUAUACAGGAGACCGAGACUCGGGAAAAUCGCAAUGGCUCUGCUGUCGACUCACCUCCUACCCCAGUGGAGGACGGUGCUGUUACAGACGUAGAAGGACAGUCUGAUAUUGGUUUUGAGACCAACAAGGACGACACUAUGGUCAACGAUAGUGCGCCUACCAUGGUUACAAGAGCGAAGGCUACAAGAAAGACAUCAAAAUCUGGUGAAGAACUUGAUCUAGCUGCCGAUGAAGAGGAUGAAAUAUAUAUCAAGGAUGCCUUUUUGGUCUUCAGGGCUCUGUGCAAACUAAGCCAUAAGGUACUCACCCACGAGCAACAGCAAGACCUCAAGGCACAGAAUAUGAGGUCGAAAUUACUCUCUCUACAUUUAAUGCAACACCUCCUAAAUAACCAUAUUGCUGUUUUCACAUCACCUAUCGCAACUAUCAGGCACGGCUCAAACUCAGAUGAAAGUAUGACGCUAUUACAGGCCAUCAAGCCCCAUCUUUGUCUCAGUUUGAGCAGGAAUGGUGCCAGCUCUGUUCCCCGUGUGUUUGAUGUCUGCUGUGAAAUCUUCUGGCUUAUGUUGAAGCAUAUGAGGGUGAUGUUGAAGAAAGAACUGGAAGUCUUCCUUAAGGAGAUAUACCUGGCCAUUCUUGAAAAGCGUAGUUCCCCUAUAUUCCAGAAACAGAGCUUCAUGCAUAUCUUAGAACGUCUCUCUGGCGACCCACGAGCACUUGUCGAGAUAUAUCUAAAUUAUGACUGUGACCGUACUGCGUUGGAGAAUUUAUUCCAAGGAAUCAUUGAACAGCUUUCUCGAAUGUCAAGUAUGCCUGUUGCAGUUACUGCAUCCCAACAACAGCAGUAUGAGCAGCAGCAUUCCAAAACUCCUUCUACCCCUAAUGACUGGCAUAACCGCGGCACUCUUCCCCCUUCUCUGACCACUGCUAAGAUUGACCAACCUACUCCACUUACCAACAACCAGAAUUUUCCCCCUGAGUAUGGCAUGAAACAAAACGCCCUAGAAUGCCUUGUGGAGAUACUCCGCUCCCUUGACAUAUGGUCUUCUCAGGACAGCGAGCCCAAAUCCUUAGGCCGAGGACUAGUGUCGCGUAGCUCAAUUGAUGUUUCCCGAGACUCCAUAGAUACUAGCCAGGGAGGCCCUAACAUUUCAUCACCCCGCAUCGACAAUGCGGAUUCAGAUACAGGCGCAUCCUCACCGGUGCCCGAAGAUGAUCCCAAUGAAAUUGAAAAAGUUAAGCAACGGAAGAUUGCAUUAACAAACGCAAUUCGGACAUUCAAUUUCAAACCAAAGCGUGGAAUGAAGAUCUUGCUAUCUGAAGGGUUCAUUCCAUCGAACUCUCCCACUGAUAUUGCAAACUUUAUCUUCAGAAAUGAUAGGCUGGACAAGGCAACUCUAGGAGAAUAUCUUGGAGAAGGCGAUGCAGAGAAUAUCGCUGUCAUGCAUGCGUUUGUCGACUGCAUGGAUUUCACCAAACGCCGAUUCCCGGACGCGCUUCGAGAUUUCCUGCAAAGCUUCAGAUUACCUGGAGAAUCGCAGAAGAUCGAUCGAUUUAUGCUCAAAUUCGCACAGCGAUAUGUGACCCAAAACCCCAACGCGUUCGCCUCAGCAGACGCAGCUUAUGUUCUCGCUUAUUCGGUAAUCCUGCUCAAUACAGAUUUGCAUAGCACAAAGAUGAAGGGCCGCCGUAUGACCAAGGAUGACUUCAUUAAGAAUAACAAAGGAAUUAACGACAAUGCUGAUCUGCCAGUUGAAUAUCUCAGCGGCAUCUAUGACGAAAUUCUGAAUAAUGAGAUUGUUUUACGCACUGAGCGUGAGACUGCUGCGAACCUGGGCCACUUGCCAGUUCCCCAGCCAGGACUAGCUUCGAGAGCCGGUCAGGCACUGGCUACUGUUGGUAGGGAUAUUCAGGGUGAAAAAUACGCACAGGCAUCUGAGGAAAUUUCCAGCAAGACAGAACAGUUGUAUCGAAGUUUAAUUCGAGCACAACGGAAAUCAGCCAUGAAGGAAGCAUUGUCUCGUUUUAUCCCCGCUACAUCGGUACGACACGUCGGGUCCAUGUUCAACGUGACCUGGAUGUCCUUCCUUUCUGGCCUUUCAGCGCAAGUGCAAGAUACUCAAAACCGGGAAACUAUUCGUCUAUGUAUGGAUGGAAUCAGACUAGCUAUCCGUAUCUCGUGUAUGUUUGACCUCGAGACUCCAAGGGUCGCUUUCGUUACUGCGCUUGCCAAGUUCACCAACUUGGGCAACUUGCGCGAGAUGGCUGCGAAAAAUGUGGAGGCUCUUAAGGUUCUUCUAGACGUUGCUAUCACCGAGGGUGAUCAUUUGCAGAGCUCUUGGAGAGAGAUUCUCACUUGCAUCAGUCAACUUGACCGAUUCCAGCUGCUUACGGACGGUGUGGAUGAAGGCUCGUUGCCCGAUGUUUCACGGGUAUCGCCGUCUACAGACUCACGCUCUCAAAAGUCCCUUCAAGUUCCAAAGAAACCCCGGCCUCGCUCUGGUAAUGGACCAGCAUCCUUCCGACGAGACGUUGCGAUUGAGAGCCGCUCAGCCGAAAUGGUCAGAGGCGUAGACAUGAUUUUCACCAAUACCGCCAACCUCAAGCAAGAAGCCCUUGUCGAUUUCGUCCGCGCACUUAACGCUGUAAGUUGGCAGGAGAUCCAGUCCUCUGGCCAAAGUGAAUCCCCACGAACCUACAGUCUUCAGAAGCUAGUAGAGAUCAGUUACUACAACAUGACUCGAGUUCGAAUCGAGUGGAGCAAAAUCUGGGAGGUUCUAGGUGAACAUUUUAACCAUGUUGGUUGCAAUGCUAACACGGCUGUUGUGUUCUUUGCGCUGGAUUCUCUACGGCAACUUUCAAUGCGGUUCAUGGAAAUCGAGGAGCUCCCUGGCUUUAAAUUCCAAAAGGACUUUUUGAAACCGUUCGAACAUGUUAUGGCAAACAGUACUGCCGUAAACGUCAAGGAUAUGGUGCUACGGUGUUUAAUUCAAAUGAUCCAAGCCCGUGGGGAUAAUAUCCGCUCAGGCUGGAAGACCAUGUUUAGAGUAUUCUCGGUUGCAGCUUCAGAGCCAUACGAGGGCAUUGUAAACAUGGCAUUCGAGCAUGUGACUCAAAUUUACAAGACUCGCUUUAGCGUCGUUGUUUCGCAGGGAGCUUUUGCUGAUUUGGUCGUCUGCCUCACUGAGUUUUCUAAGAAUCUCAAGUUCCAAAAGAAAUCCCUUCAGGCAAUCGAGACACUCAAGUCUACAAUCCCUAAGAUGUUAAAAACGCCGGAAUGUCCCCUCUCCCACCGCCGUACGGACUCGGGUUCCUCACAGAGUGAGGUUAUUGCUCAGGCGGCUGGCCAGUCUCCUGAGGAACAAUUCUGGUAUCCGUUAUUAAUUGCCUUCCAGGAUGUCCUUAUGACAGGGGAUGACUUGGAAGUUCGAUCAAGGGCUCUCACAUAUCUAUUCGAAACACUUAUCAGAUAUGGCGGCGACUUCCCGCCGGCUUUCUGGGAUGUACUUUGGCGUCAACUACUCUACCCUAUUUUCGUCGUACUACAGUCCAAGUCUGAGAUGUCCAAGGUUCCAAACCAUGAGGAACUCUCGGUCUGGCUGUCUACCACCAUGAUCCAAGCUUUGCGAAACAUGAUUACCCUCUUCACGCAUUAUUUUGACUCCUUGGAGUACAUGCUGGAUAGGUUUUUGGGCCUCCUGACCUUGUGUAUAUGCCAGGAAAAUGAUACGAUCGCCAGGAUUGGAAGUAAUUGUCUCCAGCAACUAAUACUGCAAAACGUCAACAAAUUUACUCCAGAACAUUGGGAAAAAAUUGUCGGGGCUUUUGUGGAGCUCUUCGAAAGAACCACUGCUUAUGAGCUUUUCACUGCAGCGAACACUGCCCCAGGCAUGCCUCCUGAGCGAAGGAACAUAGAAGAAGCUACUUCUCAGGCCGAUCCCGGUUCACCUUCGGCUAAACCCGAUCGGGAUCAAGAAUCAACCCGACCGAGUGAAGACGGAGACGAAGCUCACCAAGCGCAACUCCCAGCCGCCUCCUCCGAGCUCGAGGACUACCGCCCUCAACCUGACUUGCAGCAACCUCCAACUGUCGUUACUGCUGCCCGAAGACGAUUCUUCAACCGCAUCAUCAUUAACUGUGUCCUUCAGAUCUUGAUGAUUGAGACUGUGAACGAACUCUUUUCCAAUGAUGCUGUUUACUCACAGAUUCCCAGCAAGGAGCUACUACGGCUGAUGGCGCUGUUAAAGAAGAGUUAUCAAUUCGCCAAGAAAUUCAACGGGGCAAAGGACUUGAGGCUCAAGCUGUGGAAACAAGGUUUCAUGAAGCAACCGCCAAACCUUCUUAACCAAGAAAGUGGCAGUGCAGCUACGUACAUCAACAUUCUCUUCCGUAUGUACCAUGAUGAACGCGAAGAGAGGAAGAACAGCCGUUCCCAGACAGAGGACGCCCUAAUACCUCUAUGUGCGGACAUUAUAAGACGAUAUGUUCAGCUAGAUGAAGAGUCCCAACAACGAAAUAUCACUGCCUGGCGUCCCGUCGUAGUUGAUAUCGUUGAAGGAUAUACUGGCUUCCCCCUGGAAACCUUCGAAAAGUACAUAGAAACGUUCUAUCCUAUCACGGUUGAUUUGCUUUCCCGCGACCUUAACGUUGAGAUUCGACUUGCUAUUCAAGCCCUGCUCCGCAGAGUCGGGGAGUGUCGGCUUGGUAUCACCCCGCAAACCCCUAUAGGCUCACCUACCAGCCCUCGAAGCUCUACUUCAUAUAGCCAUUUCAACGGCCGAAGACAGAGUGUGGGGCGAUAA
Nannizzia gypsea CBS 118893 is the source of this 5745-nucleotide messenger RNA. RefSeq lists its product as hypothetical. Gene Ontology annotation, molecular function: guanyl-nucleotide exchange factor activity. The transcript has 7 exons. Bases 1 to 5745 code for a protein of 1914 amino acids. Gene Ontology annotation, biological process: regulation of ARF protein signal transduction. Lineage: Eukaryota; Fungi; Ascomycota; Eurotiomycetes; Onygenales; Arthrodermataceae. The record is from RefSeq and is a predicted model, not a curated record.